UGACUUGCCUCUCAUUCUUCAGUGCUGAUUAUCUCUCUCUCUUUUUUUUUUUCUUCUUUUCUCAAUUUUCUCCUGGCGAGAGACAUUGUGUUUUAGGCGCGGUCUGCUUCACGGCCGCCCAUUUGUCACAAUGAGGCCCUUUUCCGCACUCACCGCGCUGUGCGGACUGUUUCUAUCCACCAGCAGCUUUGUAUGCGCCGAUUCCACAUCGUCAAGCUCGCCAGUCGCUCUUCCCAGCGACUUCAAGCCCGCUCAAGUAUUCAAGAAUACCAAUUUGGUCCGAAACACCAAUUUGGAGAAGAGCUACCUCCGUGAGACCAUCAAUGUCGUGGUCGAGAAUGUGGCCAAGCAAGCUCAGAGUGACUACUAUUUGGCUUUGCCAUCCCACCUCUACGAUAAGGUCGGAGUCCUCGAAGUCCGCGAUAAAUCAGCUCCGGAGAAGAGCAGGCUCAAUGUGCAAGCUACUGAAAUUGACCCAAGCAGGGAUCUCCAAUACUACAUCGUUCACUUCUCCGAACCCCUGCCGCCCUCCUCUCAGAUCACUUUGGGAAUCUCCUACUCUGUCCUCAACUCUUUCAGCCCGCGCCCGGCCGCUAUCAAACAGAUGGACCGACAGUACCUCACUUAUUCGUUCUCCGCCUAUGCUCCUUCAGCAUACACGACAGUGACGCAGAAGACCAAGCUCAAGCUUCCCAGCACCAAUGUCCCGGAAUAUACGACCACGGACUUGAAGUCGGGUGCGGACCCGGAGCGUCUGGGUACCAGCUACACGUACGGACCCUAUGACACGGCUCAGGUUGCGCCCGGUACUAGUUACCCGAUCGUCGUUCGCUAUGAGUUCACCAAGCCGGUCAUCACGGCUUCGCUGCUGGAGCGCGACCUGGAGGUUUCUCAUUGGGGCGGCAACCUGGCCACGGAGGAACGCUACUGGCUGCGCAACAAUGGCUCUGAACUCUUGGACCACUUCUCGCGCGUGGAGUGGACCCUCAGCAGUUAUCAGCAACUCCCUUCUUCCUCCAUUCGCGAGCUGAAGUACCCCCUGAAGCCCGGCUCCGUGGACCCUUAUUUUAUCGAUGACAUCGGCAAUGUUUCUACAAGCCGAUACCGUCCCGGGAAGGUUCCGAGCCGCGACGCAUCAUUGGAGCUUCGCCCCCGUUUCCCCAUCUUUGGUGGCUGGAACUAUAGUUUCCGCGUCGGCUGGAACAACGACCUCUCCACGUUCCUCCGUCGGGCCGUCGGCAGUUCUGACUCUUACGUGCUCAAGGUUCCCUUCAUCGAAGGACCCAAGGCCUCCGAGGGCAUCCAGUAUGAGAAGGUCGUUGUGCGAGUGAUCCUUCCCGAAGGCGCCCGGAAUGUUCGCUGGGAGAUGCUGGAAAAGGCUUCCAGCAAUGGACUCCCUAGCUCUAGCCAGAUCCAGACCGACGUGUCCGAGCACAAGACGUUCAUGGACACUCUGGGACGGACGGCAUUAAGCCUAACCGUCAAUGGACUGACGGAUGAAGCUCGUGACUCUCAGAUUGUGGUGACCUACGAUUAUUCCUUGUGGGAUGGAUUGCGCAAGCCGGUGACUAUCACUGCCGGUCUCUUCACAGUAUUUGUAGCCGCGUGGGCUGUGGGCAACCUUGACGUGAGCAUCAAGAAGCGGUAGUCGUGAAGGAUGUAUGAUAUGAUCCAGCUCUCUGUACCAGACCAGAAAUG
Messenger RNA from Aspergillus aculeatinus CBS 121060, 1698 nucleotides. RefSeq names its product dolichyl-diphosphooligosaccharide--protein glycotransferase subunit OST1. The coding region runs from base 131 to 1648 and encodes 505 amino acids. The record is from RefSeq and is a predicted model, not a curated record. The transcript has 3 exons. Gene Ontology annotation, cellular component: oligosaccharyltransferase complex; membrane. NCBI's taxonomy places the organism in Eukaryota, Fungi, Ascomycota, Eurotiomycetes, Eurotiales, Aspergillaceae.